AUAAGGAAGCAGCCAAAGAUAGACUAUAUAAAUACAGUCCAUUUACCAGUAAGUAUAAAACUCACUGUUGUACACAACAUUCUAACACAGGAUUCAAGAUGACGUUGUUGCUUCUACUGGUUAUGCUGACAGUAUGUGCUGCCAUUCCUCAAGAUCUGUCAGAUAAAAUGUUCACCUUCCCACAAGAAACCAACACAGCUCAUGUGAGGCUGACUACAUCAAGACAGAAUUUGCGGGCAGUAACCGUCUGUCUCAGGUCCUUUACAGACCUUCGUAGAGACCACGUCCUUUUCUCUUUGGCCACACCCUCUGCUCCCAAUGAAUUCCUGAUUUACAAGGUUGCUGCAAAUGAUGAGAUUGACCUCUAUACCAGGAAUAAUAGGGGAAAUUUUAGAGGGCAGGACUACAAACUGAACAUGUGGCACUCAAUUUGUUCCACAUGGGACUCUACGUCUGGACUGGCACAGGUGUGGUUUGAUGGAAAGCCCUCGAGUAGGAAAUUCAUCAGCUCUGGAUCGAACAUCAACGGGCCCAUUAUAAUUGUUUUUGGACAGGAGCAGGAUUCCCACGGUGGGGGAUUUGACAUUAAUCAGUCUUUCGUUGGCAUGCUGUCUGAUGUCCACAUGUGGGACUUCACCCUCCACCCCUGUGAGAUCCAGAACUACAUGGAUGAUCUAAACUUCACCCCAGGAAAUGUGCUCAACUGGAGGGCGCUGGAGUUCCAGACCAUAGGAAGAGUGCUGAUAGAAGAUAAGCAAAUGACCUGUCACUAAACAUUUGGAACAAAACUGUCAAUGUCUUGCAAAGUGAAAAAUCAGGUUUAAAAAAGUCAAUAAAAAAAUAUAAUUAUUAUUAUUAUCUUUUGCUUUAUUUGUUUUUCAGAUCAUUGCAAAACAAUGAUUUUUUUUAAACUUUACUAAUGAGUGUUUCGCUGACCUUUUGACUAUGUGUUGCCAGCAUUAAUUGUUUGUGUUCACUCGUAUUAAUAGUGUGAGAUAAUUAAUCCAGUCAAAGCUAACUUUACUUAGUGAAUUCACGUGAAUUCUCAGUGGUCUAAUUUGUGACUGCUUUUAAUAGUUGUAUUUUAGGCAAGAUCAACAUAUCUUUCCUGCCCAACAUUUAAGUUGUUUAAUAACUUCUGUUGCUCAACAAGUAGCAAAGCUCAACAAUGAAAUGUUAUCAGUAGGAAAUUGUAAAUAAUAAAUUGGAUAUCAUGUAAACACUUCA
Siniperca chuatsi (mandarin fish) is the source of this 1227-nucleotide messenger RNA. RefSeq names its product C-reactive protein-like. NCBI's taxonomy places the organism in Eukaryota, Metazoa, Chordata, Actinopteri, Centrarchiformes, Sinipercidae. The transcript has 5 exons. The record is from RefSeq and is a predicted model, not a curated record. The coding region runs from base 99 to 773 and encodes 224 amino acids.